This is a messenger RNA of Artibeus jamaicensis (Jamaican fruit-eating bat), 2971 nucleotides long. It is a transcript of the gene TNIP1, whose product is annotated as TNFAIP3 interacting protein 1. The record is from RefSeq and is a predicted model, not a curated record. Lineage: Eukaryota; Metazoa; Chordata; Mammalia; Chiroptera; Phyllostomidae. Gene Ontology annotation, biological process: cellular response to lipopolysaccharide; regulation of transcription by RNA polymerase II; negative regulation of canonical NF-kappaB signal transduction. Bases 289 to 2124 code for a protein of 611 amino acids. The transcript has 18 exons.
AUCCUACCCCAUUGGCCGCGGGGCCCGCCCGGACCUUGCGGUGCGAUUGGACGAUCGGCCUGUCAAUCUCCGGGGACUUUCCCAGGGGUGGGGCUGUCCGGCCUCCCCCCCGUCCCACUUCCUCGUCCCAGCCCCUUCCUUGGAGGAGCUGGUGGAGUGCUUCGGCCAGAGCCUGGCUUGGCCGCUACCCUGUCCGUAGACCUGGGCUGGACGGGGAGAGUGGGGCGCUGUCCCUCAAGGCCCUCAUCUCAGCCAGGUGGGCACCACGGCAGGGGCUGAGCCGCCCUCAUGGAAGGGAGAGGACCUUACCGGAUCUACGACCCUGGGGGCGGCGUGCCUCCGGGAGAGGUGUCCACAGCUUUUGAGCGCCUAGUGGAGGAGAAUUCCCGACUAAAGGAAAAAAUGCAAGGGAUAAAGAUGUUAGGCGAACUUCUGGAAGAGUCCCAGAUGGAAGCAUCCAGGCUGCGGCAGAAGGCAGAGGAGCUGGUCAAGGACGACGAGCCGCUCCCACUGCCAUCUCCCACUUUGGCCUCCUUUGACCACCUGCCCGAGCUCACAGGAAAAGAUGCGAAUAACCCAGCACCUCCUGCUGACCCUGCACACCCCAGUAACAAGCCAGAGCCUGUCCCCAAACCUCCAUCCAGUGGCACCUCGUCCGAAUUUGAAGUGGUCCCUGCCGAGGAGCAGAAUUCUCCACCACAGAGCAGCGGCCGCUCCAGAAAUGCGGUGGAUCUGGGCCCCCUGCCCCACGAGGACAGCAACCUGAUGCUGCACCUGCAGCGCCUGGAGACCACCCUGAGCGUGUGCGCGGAGGAGCCGGACCACAGCCAGCUCUUCACCCACCUGGGCCGCAUGGCCCUGGAGUUCAACCGGCUGGCCUCCAAGGUGCACAAGAAUGAGCAGCGCACCUCCAUCCUGCAGACCCUGUGCGAGCAGCUUCGGAAGGAGAAUGAGGCUCUGAAGGCCAAACUGGACAAGGGCCUGGAACAGCGGGAUCAGGCUGCCGAGAGGCUGCGGGAGGAGAACAUGGAGCUCAAGAAGUUGUUGAUGAGCAGCGGCAAGGAGGAUGCCUGCGGGCAGCUGGGCUCGCCCAAGGUGGAAGGCACGGGCGAGAAGGGGGCAGCCGGACAGCCACAGGCUAGUGUGGCAGCAGGCAAGAUCCCAGAGGUGGGAGCCUUGAGUGCCACUGAGAAGAAGGUGAAGAUGCUGGAGCAGCAGCGCACAGAGCUGCUUGAAGUGAACAAGCAGUGGGACCAGCAUUUCCGGUCCAUGAAGCAGCAGUACGAGCAGAAGAUCACUGAGCUGCGCCAGAAGCUGGCGGAUCUGCAGAAGCAGGUGACUGACCUGGAAGCUGAGCGGGAGCAGAAGCAGCGUGACUUUGACCGCAAGCUCCUCCUGGCCAAGUCCAAGAUUGAAGUGGAGGAGACUGACAAGGAGCGGCUGUCAACAGAGGCCAGGGAGCUGCGCCAGAAGGUCCGGCACCUGCAGGAUCAGCUGAGCCCUCUGACCCGGCAGCGGGAUUACCAGGAAAAGGAGAUCCAGCGGCUCAACAAGGCCCUAGAGGAAGCACUGAGCAUCCAGGCCUCCCCGUCAUCUCCACCAGCAGCCUUUGGGAGCCCCGAGGGAGCUGGGGGCCUCCUCAGAAAACAGGAGCUGGUCACGCAGAACGAACUGCUGAAACAGCAGGUGAAGAUCUUUGAGGAGGACUUCCAGAGGGAGCGCAGCGAUCGGGAGCGCAUGAAUGAGGAGAAGGAGGAGCUGAAGAAGCAGGUGGAGAAACUGCAGGCCCAGGUCACCCUGUCGAACGCCCAGCUAAAAGCAUUCAAAGAUGAAGAAAAGGCAAAAGAAGCCCUUAAACAGCAGAAGAGGAAGGCAAAGGCCUCGGCAGAGCGCUACCACGUGGAGCCCCACCCAGAGCACCUCUGCGCUGCUUACCCCUACGCCUACCCGCCCAUGCCAGCCAUGGUGCCCCACCACGGCUUCGAGGACCGGUCCCAGAUCCGAUACCUCCCGCCCCCCGUGCCCAUGGAGCACCCGCCCCCGCUCCCCAACUCGCGCCUCUUCCAUCUGAGUACACCUGGAGGCCACCCUAUGGAGGCACGCGCAGUCAGACCUCCCAAGUGACAGACUCGCCUGCAGCUAGGCCUGCAGAACCAGGACUUUGAAACCUACUAUACUACCUCAUCUUUAAGUCCUCCAAAUUUUUGUUUAUUUAGACUCCACAAAAAAUGACCACAAGGGGCCUCAGUGAGACCAGAUUGCAUCACGUGGCUCCACCUUCGUUUUGCAGAGCCAGCAGAUUAUGGAUUACCAAAAAACUAGGGGUCCCGUGCUCUGUGUGGCCAGAGUGUCGCCGACAAGAAGCUGAGAUGGGCCAGCAGCUUGCGCCCCAGCCUCCAACCUGAACUGUUGACAGAUUGGGGAGGGUCUACCUCAGAAGGCCCUCCCUCCGGUGUGACUGGAAAAAACCCGCUAUCCUGCCCCCGGGUGGAGAGAGGACCUGCCAUCCUUCGUGGAAUCCGCCAGGGGACAUCAAUCUCAAGAGCAGGAUGCAGCUGAGACCCGUUUUUUCCAGAAUGCCCCCAGAGGUGGGCCAGCCCCUCUGGGAAUCACAUUCGGUACUUGUCUGGUUGUUGCUUCAAGCUCUGUACUCACAGACCCGGACCACUCCCGUCCCUUCCCCUCGCGAGGAGCUGCGGGCAGUGUGCAUUUGCCUCUGGGAAUGGAAGAUCGGACGGGAUAUUCCGCUGCAGGGCCUUCCGCCUCUGCCACGGCAGCCUUGCUUGUGCCAGUGCGGCCUGGGAUGAAGGCCACGCCAGCCACAUCGGCCGGGUGGCCCCCGCCUGAAGCUGCCAGGCCCUCUGCCUCACCACGGGAGGUUUGUGGUGCUGGAGGCCCCGACUGGGGUGGCUGUCCUUCCCUGGGCAGUUCUUUGCACGAAUCUUGGAUAUAAAUCAAAUGGAAGAUUUGG